Molecule: messenger RNA, 1751 nt
Organism: Hibiscus syriacus
Lineage: Eukaryota; Viridiplantae; Streptophyta; Magnoliopsida; Malvales; Malvaceae
Product: phosphomevalonate kinase, peroxisomal-like
Exons: 11
Coding region: 1-1704 (567 amino acids)
Biological process (GO): isopentenyl diphosphate biosynthetic process, mevalonate pathway
Cellular component (GO): peroxisome
Molecular function (GO): ATP binding; phosphomevalonate kinase activity
Source: RefSeq, a predicted model, not a curated record
AUGGAAGUUGUUGCUUCUGCUCCGGGGAAGGUUUUGUUGACUGGUGGGUACUUAAUUUUGGAGAGGCCAAAUGCUGGGAUUGUUCUGAGCACAAAACGCACUUUCCGUGCUUCAACCUAUCCUGCUAUAGUUGUAAUCAUUUCCAUGCUUUUGAGAGUUCUGAGAGCUUAUCAUGUUCAAUUUGAUGCAAAUUCACUUACAAAUGCUAUUGCAACUUUCCAAUGGAGGAUCAUGCUUUACUGGUCUCCUCAGCUUUCCAGAGAAAGCAUGUACAAACUGUCUCGGAAACAUUUAACACUUCAGUGUGUAUCUUCAAGUGAAUCAAGAAACCUUUUUGUAGAGAAUGCAAUUCAAUAUACUAUAGCAGCUGCAUAUGCGACAUUUGACAAGAAUAAGAAGGAUGCAUUAGAUAAACUGCUCUUACAAGGUCUUGAUAUCACGAUCUUAUGUUGCAACGACUUUUACUCAUACAGAGGUUUCUUUUUUGAAGCACUUGGACUUCCAUUGGCACCAGAAGCAUUGGCUACUCUACCACAUUUUACAUCAAUUACUUUCAACUCUGAGGAAUCACAUGGAGGAAAUUGUAAACCUGAAGUUGCAGAAACUGGAUUGGAUUCAUCUGCAGCAAUGACAACAGCUGUGGUUGCUGCUUUACUACAUUACCUUGGUGUUAUUAACCUUUCCACCUCUUCCGAAGAUCAACACCGACUAAAUAAGAAUUCCAUGGAUCUUGAUAUCAUGCAUAUGAUAGCUCAAAGCGCUCACUGUAUUGCCCAAGGUAAAGUUGGCAGUGGCUUUGAUGUCAGUUUUGCUGUCUACGGGAGUCAGUGUGAUGUUUGUUUUUCACCAGAAGUGCUUUCUGCUGCUCAGGCUGCAGUGAAAGGGAUGCCAUUAGAGGAAGUAAUUCGGAACAUUCUAAAUGGAAAAUGGGACCAUGAGAGGACUGAGUUCUCUGUACCACCAUUAAUGACACUCUUACUAGGAGAACCGGCAACUGGUGGAUCAUCAACACCGUCAAUGGUAGGUGCUGUUAAAAAAUGGCAGAAGGCUGAUCCCGAAAAAUCCCAAGAAACAUGGAUAAAGCUAGCCAAGGCUAAUUCAGAACUCGAGAUCCAACUCAACAUGUUAAGAAAAUUAGCUGAAGAACAUUGGGACGCUUAUAAAUGUGUGAAUGUGAUUGAUAGGUGUAGCAGGCUUAAACAAGCAAAGUUUUCUCGGUUCAUUUUGUGUUCUCUUCCUUCCAAAUGCCUACUUCCAAGAUGGUCUACAAAACCAAUUGCAUGGACAGUGGUGGAGGGAGUGACUGAGCCAAUCAAAGAAGCAGUUGUUAAAGCAUUGCUAAGGGAAAGGGAGGGUAUGCUUGAGAUUCAAAAUCGAAUGCGAACGAUGGGAGAGGAUGCAGGCAUUCCGAUAGAACCUGAAUCACAAACUCAACUUCUGGAUGCUACUAUGAACAUGGAAGGAGUAUUGUUAGCUGGCGUUCCCGGAGCAGGUGGAUUCGAUGCCGUCUUUGCUGUUACCUUGCGUGAUUCUAGCAGGAAUGUGACAAAUGCAUGGAGUUCGCACAAUGUUCUGGCCUUGUUAGUUAGGGAAGACCCUCAAGGUGUUUGCUUCGAAAGCGGCGAUACGCGAUGCCGGGAAAUUCUUCGGCAGUUUCUUCCGUCAACGUCUAGUGAGCUUUUGAUUUCUUGUUUUUGCAUAUGAUGAGUUAGGAAUGUCAUUUUAAUACUUGGUGGGAAAUGUGGAUUUAC